Gordionus sp. m RMFG-2023 is the source of this 2922-nucleotide messenger RNA. RefSeq lists its product as uncharacterized. Gene Ontology annotation, biological process: adenylate cyclase-activating adrenergic receptor signaling pathway. Gene Ontology annotation, molecular function: G protein-coupled receptor activity. Gene Ontology annotation, cellular component: plasma membrane. The record is from RefSeq and is a predicted model, not a curated record. The coding region runs from base 210 to 2726 and encodes 838 amino acids. The transcript is spliced from 2 exons. NCBI's taxonomy places the organism in Eukaryota, Metazoa, Nematomorpha, Gordioida, Chordodea, Parachordodidae.
AAAUCACUUUUUUUGAGGAAUAAUAUAUCAUCAUCUUAUUCAUAGUCACAAAUUUUUUUUUUUACACUAAAACAAGAUAUUUUAAUUUUUGGACAAUUUUACAAGUGAACAAUCAAUAAUAAUCGAAAAAUUAAUGGAAAAAAUUUUUUUUUGUUAUUAAAAUAUAAAAUAAAGAUUUUUUUAAAAAACCAAAAAAUAUUCAUGAAUGGAUGAUGAUGAAUAAUAAUAGGAAGCAAGAGUCAUCGUAUACUACGAGUAGUAUCUUUCCGACUCUGUCUACAGCUGGCUCGUAUAACCUGAGUCACUCGUCGCAUUGCAGGGAGGAAAUUGGAAGGAUUCUUUACCUCGGAAUUCCUAUAUUCUCCAUCAUAUUAUGCAUGAUUUGCGGUAAUUUAUUGGUGGUCAUCUCUGUGCUGGCAUUUAAAAAUUUGAAAUCCAUCAGGACCGGAAUUAUAGCAUCGUUAGCUUUAGCGGAUCUUUUGGUGGCUAUAACCGUCUUACCAUUCGCCGCGAUCGAUCUCAUAUGCCAGAAAUGGAUUUUCCCAGCUGCCUAUUGCAAUUUUUACGUCAUGUUGGACUUCAUAUCCUGUCAGUCCAGCAUCUUCCAUAUCUGCCUCAUAGCCGUUGAACAGUACAUAGUGAUAAGUUCUCCGUUGAGAUUUAUUCAGAUAAGAAAAACCCUAAGAUGCCUAGUAAUCGUGGCUAUUUGCGGGAUAUGGACCUUAUCCAUAGUCAUAGCGUAUUACUUCACCCAUUACGUAGGCAGGUACAACGGUAACAGGGUGGAUCUGGAAAGCUUGAAACAUUAUCUUAAACAUGGUCACCCGCAUAACGGCAUGAAUAAUAAUUACGAACAAAGUUACCAAGCAAUAAUGAGCAACUAUUUAUCAAGAAGCGGUGAAAAUAUGAAGUACAUCAGUAGCGCGUAUCCCUACAAUGUUAUGGGUGGCGGUUCCGGUUUCCAUGUUGUGCCAUUGAUGAGAAGAAGGCAAUUGCACGUUCACCAUUAUUCCUAUCCGAACAAUUAUUACGAAUAUCCUACUUGGAUGGGCGGAGGAAACGGUGUCGUAGACGACAAUAUUUUGGUAACCGAUAAACACCACCCUUUCCCGAAAUUAUCUCCCGCCACCUAUUCCAAUUUUACUUCAUUACCGUUUACUUCUCACAUGAGACCGUUAUCUUUGGGCCACCAAAAUUGUCUUUAUCUUUCCAGGCUUUCCCCUACAUUCGCGUCCAUAGUAUUCUUGGCCGGAUUUCUUUUACCUAUGAGUGUCACGAUGUGGGUUUAUUGGAAGAUAUACGGCAUCGCUACUUAUCACUUAAACGCCAUGAUAAACCAAUACCAAUCUACUUUGAGCAAUGUCAACCUAGCGGCACAUCAAUCCAUGUCCCUUCAGUCGAAAAGGGAUACCAAGAAUAAAAGGUCGAGAAAAUCGGUUUCCUUCCUAAAUUCUCCCACCGUGCACAAUUACGAGAAUUGCGAAAAUGAUAAUAAUGUACUAGCCAAGAGAUCAACCGUAGAUCAUGGCAGCAUCUGGAAUAUCAAGCCCGAAUUACAGAAAUAUCAACCAUGGGUCUUCUUCGCGUACCUUUGUAGGUGGUUUAAACGGAGAAAUUUUAUCAAUGAUAACGUAACAAGCUCUAAAUCAAAAUCUUCAGCUUGUCUUAAUAACCCAUUGUACACGAAAUCUUUGUCUUCUCGCAUAUGCCAUAACCUUUACAAUAUCAGGAACGAAUCGUAUCUAUUAUCUUUAGACUCCCUUUUCUUGAAUGCUAAAACCUCGUUACAAGGCGAUUCCCGAAACUUUGAACAGGCGAAUAAUUUCCACGCGCGUAAUCAUAGCCAUACUUCUAUUGUAGUAGAACGUGAGUUACUAUCCUGCAUAGCAGAACAAUUCAUUAAAGCUUGGGUCUUUAUCACCAAAAGGAGUUGUAGAAAUGGGAACGCGGUGGGAACUACUAAAAACCCUUCAAGAUACAAACGCGCAUACAAUAAAAGCGGGAGCUUUAUUUUAACUGAGAAUAUUAUGUGCGAGGAAAAUGAAGAAAACGGAUAUCGCGACACGGGGUUUCGGAUUUGGUCAGGUCCGUGCCAUCUGAACCAAGACGAAGAUAGGAGCAAGAUACCGGAAACUUAUUUGGACAAGCGAAAAAGUGUCGCUCAUUUAAUCCUCGACAAUUCUCUAGAAGCUCCGAAUCGUCCCAUCAAAAGUGCGAUGCGUAUGAAUAAUAAAAAUGACGGUGAUAUUGAAGCGUACCGCGAAUCUAGAAAAGCGGUGGAUACUAAUUGCAUCCAUCCCGAAAUUGUUCCCAACGAUAUUUGUAAGGCAAGAACAAAUAAAGACCGUAGAAGGUCGCUCUCAAUUUCAACAUCUUCUCAUUGCUCCACUAGAGUGAAAAUGAAACGGGAAAGCGUUUACGCCCACAUACAAAGCAACAGAGACCUAUUAUCGAAGGAAAAGAAAGCCAUAAAAACCUUGGGAAUAAUUUUAGGAGCGUUUUUAGUUUGUUGGACACCUUAUUUCUUUGCAUUCAUCAUUCACCCAUUCUGCAAUUACUGCAUUCCCGUGAAACUAUUCGUUGCUGUCACGUGGUUGGGUUACCUCAACUCGGCUCUCAAUCCUAUCAUAUACGCCGUCUACAACAAAAGAUUCAGGAAAGCUUUUAAAGCCCUAAUCACGUGCCGAUUUGAUAGGGAGAGAACUUUCGAAACCGAAAGAUCUUGAAUCUAAAGUAAUUUGAAGUACGCAGUAACGGGUGUUUUCUGACCUAGAAACUUACGCGAUUAAUAUGAUUUCCGGUUUUAAUCCGAAAACCGAUAUCGAAUUAUUAUACAAUUUUUUUUUGAAAAAUAGCGAACCAAUGGUAAACUGCGAUUAUCGGGUUUUUCUUUUUAACAAUCUCUCUCUCCAAGUUGUUUGA